Molecule: messenger RNA, 2358 nt
Organism: Neoarthrinium moseri
Lineage: Eukaryota; Fungi; Ascomycota; Sordariomycetes; Amphisphaeriales; Apiosporaceae
Exons: 5
Coding region: 1-2358 (785 amino acids)
Biological process (GO): DNA damage response
Molecular function (GO): single-stranded DNA binding
Source: RefSeq, a predicted model, not a curated record
AUGGAUUGCUUCUGCCUGCAUGAUAUUCGGGCUUCAGAUGAAGAGCAGCUCGACUCGGAAGGCGACCUGUUCCUUCAAGUUGGAGAAAACCGAUGCCUGGGCUCGCGACAGCAUCCAGGACAGGCGCCAAAAGGUGACGAUGAUCAUAACCACACACACUCCAUCACUUUCCGUGUCUCAUCUCAGACCAUCAAGCGAGUCACUCCUGUCUGGAAAAGGAUGCUUUCGGACGACUUUGCCGAGGCGAGGCCAACGGACGGCAGCCAGUGGAGAGUCCGCCUGCCCGAAGACAACCCUCACGCACUGAGGACUAUCUUUAACAUCGUCUACGGUCAAUUCAAGCACAUUCCCCAGAGGGGGGGCAUGCCUCUUGACGAUUUACACAACCUCACCGUCGUCACAGAUAAGUACGAUCUGACUCAUCUUCUUCAACCCUGGGCCGCUGGCUGGAUGACCCACUGGGUCACAUUUCUGAACCUCAAGGACGGUAUUCCCACCAAGGCUGUUAGCACGAAAGCACUAGAGAAGGUGCUCUGGAUAUCAUGGGAGUUGGGGCACGCCGUGCUCUACAGCGCCGUUACCAAACAGCUGGCAUUGCAAUACACCCAAGCUGAGGCGAUUGAGGCAAGGAAGUUGAUGUUGCGCCCUCCCGAAGCUUACAGAUCCAUAACAAAGGCAAGGCCAGAUCUCCUAUGGCUCAUGCUCGCACCAUUGCACAGAAUUGGCAGAGUUUCAGAUGCGCAUAGAGAAUUCCCAUGCACAAGUCGCCGCCCGGAGUGUGAGGACCGCAUCGUGGGCUCGCUGGUACGGGCAUUAGGCACACAUGGAUUAUGGCCGCUGCCUCUAUUCAACGAGAACAGCGUGAUAGAGCUUCGCUCAAUCCUGAUGAACCUCACUGUCAAACCCUCUGAUAUUCAUAUGAACUUGUGUGAUCCUACCAAAGAGUACAAGGCCAAGCUUGAGCGUGAUUUCCAGAAAUUUAAACUAGCUCAGCCACUGUCAGUCACCCAACAUCUUCGUCUUCAAGCAGAUAAAACGGGUCUGCAGGAGGUCGGGAGCUUUUCAUCGACGAUACCCGUGUUGGACGCUAUCGCCAACAGUAUGUGCGGCCGAUACUCUUUGGCUUUGCGCCCAGCGCAGAUUCGGCAGAUGUUACAGGAUGACGAUAUGCCAGUUGACGAAGCCCCGGGCGAUGAAGAUGACGGAGCCCCCCGCCAAUCCUACAACUUUGCGCCUGGGUAUCAUGGUAUUGUCUAUCGCGCCGACGUGCCGGACUGGGGUGCCGGACCACGACGUCAAGCCAAGGGAACUUCAACCAGCGGCGGGGACAGCAGCGUAGUGGAAGACCACGAGACCGCAGCACCUCCAGCUUCUCAAGGUGAUGACGAGGCCGGUUCAAAGGAGGUGCACUACAAGCUCCAGUCGAUGAAGUGGGGCCUCAUCCCCUUCUGGACCAAGCGCAACCCGGACUACGGCAGCAUGAUGAAGACCAUCAACUGCCGCGAUGACUCGCUAGCACAGAGCGGCGGCAUGUGGAACACGAUGAAGGCCCGGAAGAGAUGCAUCGUCGUGGCUCAGGGUUUCUAUGAAUGGCUGAAGAAGGACGGCUCAAAAGAGAAGAUUCCUCACUUUGUCAAGAGAAAGGAUGGCCAUCUCAUGUGCUUCGCCGGCCUGUGGGACUGCGUGGCGUAUGAAAAUGAGGAGACAAAACAUUUCACAUAUACCAUCAUCACGACGGACUCGAACAAGCAGCUCCGCUUCCUGCAUGACCGGAUGCCGGUUAUUCUUAACAAUGGUUCCGAACAGCUUCGAACCUGGCUUGAUCCAAAGCGCUACGAGUGGACGAAAGAGCUCCAGUCGUUGCUCAAACCCUUCGAUGGCGAACUGGAGGUAUACCCCGUCAGUAAGGAUGUUGGAAAGGUCGGAAACAAUUCCCCGACUUUCAUCGUGCCCAUCAACAGCAAGGAGAACAAGUCCAAUAUCGCCAAUUUCUUUGCCAAAGGAGCGUCCAAACCAGGAGUGAAGAAGGAGGUCCCCGAGCCGCAACCCGUAGUCAAAGUCAAGAAAGAGGACGGGUUUGUUGAAGAGGAUCCCAUUGAGUCCAAGGAAGGAAUCGCUGAGGGUAUCGACAAGAGCCUUUCAAAGAUCGGCGGAGUCAAGAGAGAGGCUGAGGACAUAAAGGAAGAGGACGAACCUCCCAAAAAGGUCACAAGAUCCUCAGGUCCUGUCAAAUCGCCUUCGCCGCAGAAAGGAGGGAGGCCUAAGAUCAGCUCAACGAGUAAUGGCACGAAGAGCCCCCAGAAAUCGAAGCAGGCUGGGGCGCAGAAGAUCACCAAGUUCUUCGGUAACAGUGCUUAG